Molecule: messenger RNA, 383 nt
Organism: Ambispora gerdemannii
Lineage: Eukaryota; Fungi; Glomeromycota; Glomeromycetes; Archaeosporales; Ambisporaceae
Source: the annotation of a GenBank genome assembly
ACUUGAAAUCCUUUAAUAGCGCUGACCAAAUCCAACCUUAUGACUUCGGAGAAGCUUUUGCCACCCGCGAAGCUAUUUGGGGCAUUCAUAGUAUUAAAGAUUUAAUGUUAGAAGUUAAUGAUGUUAAAAAUCAAUUCCAACAAAUUCAGAAUAAAAUUAAUGAGAUUGAAAAUAACACGGAUACCAUGCGAGAAAGUUUUAAUAGCAAUUUGCGUGUUUUACAAAGUAAUAUUGAACGAAUUGGUGGCAGUAGCAGUAGCAAUAUGAGUGAAUUAGUUAGUCGGAUAUCAACUUUAGAAAGUCGUAUUAAUAAUUUAGGAAGUAGUAGUUCCAGUAGUUCGGGUGGUGGAGUUUCAGUUGACGAAUAUAAUGAAAAGAAUUAG